UCUUCCUCCUCCCUCCUCUCCCACUGCAGGUGUCCUCCGCGGACGUUCCUCCCAGCGCUCUGUAAGAUCUUCCUGGAUGAGAGCGCUCCAGAUAACGUGCUGGAGGUCACAGCCAGAGCCAUUACCUACUACCUGGACGUGUCUGCGGAGUGCACCCGGAGGAUCGUGGGAGUGGACGGGGCCAUCAAGGCGCUGUGCAACCGGCUGGUGGUGGUGGAGCUCAACAACCGGACCAGCAGAGACCUGGCCGAGCAGUGUGUGAAGGUGCUGGAGCUGAUCUGUACCAGGGAGUCUGGUGCUGUGUUCGAGGCCGGCGGUCUGAACUGCGUGCUGAGUUUCAUCAGGGACAGCGGCCAUCUUGUUCACAAGGACACCCUGCACUCGGCCAUGGCCGUGGUGUCCCGACUCUGCAGCAAGAUGGAGCCUCAGGACUCGUCUCUGGAGACCUGCGUCGAGUCCCUGUCCAGCCUCCUCAAACACGAAGACCACCAGGUGUCCGACGGCGCCCUGCGCUGCUUUGCCUCGCUGGCCGACCGGUUCACUCGCCGUGGCGUGGACCCCGCCCCUUUAGCCAAACACGGCCUGACAGAGGAGCUGCUGUCCCGCAUGGCAGCUGCCGGUGGCACGGUGUCGGGCCCCGCCUCUUCCUGUAAGCCUGGCCGGACCUCGACGGGCGCCGCCCCCUCGGCCCCGGACUCCAAACUGAGCAACCAGGUGUCGACCAUCGUCAGCCUGCUGUCCACGCUGUGCAGAGGGUCGCCGCUCGUCACGCACGACCUGCUGCGUUCGGCGCUGCCCGACUCGAUGGAGUCCGCUCUGGGAGGAGACGAGCGCUGCGUGCUGGACACCAUGCGGCUGGUGGACCUCCUGCUGGUGCUGCUGUUUGAGGGACGGAAGGCGCUGCCCAAAUCCACAGCGGGGUCGACGGGGCGGAUCCCCGGCCUGCGACGCCUGGACAGUUCAGGGGAGCGAUCGCACCGACAGCUCAUCGACUGUAUCCGCAGCAAGGACACGGACGCUCUGAUCGACGCCAUCGACACCGGAGCUUUCGAGGUGAACUUCAUGGACGACGUUGGACAGACGCUGCUCAACUGGGCUUCAGCUUUUGGCACACAGGAAAUGGUAAUAACGAGACUUGAACUGACUCUUCUGUUGAUUAGCCACAUUAGCUGCUUGGAUUUAGUUCCAGACUGAAUGUUAACCAUUGGA
Molecule: messenger RNA, 1209 nt
Organism: Morone saxatilis (striped sea-bass)
Lineage: Eukaryota; Metazoa; Chordata; Actinopteri; Moronidae
Product: E3 ubiquitin-protein ligase HECTD1-like
Exons: 5
Biological process (GO): protein K63-linked ubiquitination; anatomical structure development; proteasome-mediated ubiquitin-dependent protein catabolic process
Cellular component (GO): nuclear speck
Molecular function (GO): ubiquitin protein ligase activity
Source: RefSeq, a predicted model, not a curated record